This is a messenger RNA of Notechis scutatus (mainland tiger snake), 1059 nucleotides long. The record is from RefSeq and is a predicted model, not a curated record. NCBI's taxonomy places the organism in Eukaryota, Metazoa, Chordata, Lepidosauria, Squamata, Elapidae.
AUCCUACAAGAAGGAGUGGAAAGCGCCCAGCGACGGCUCUUCAUAGAAGCCUUUGUUUCAACGGGCAAAGUGGAUAACAUUACCAUGGUGAUGGGACUACAUCCAGAAUACCUGACGAGCUUCUGGAAGACUCAGUACCUCUUGUUGAGGAUGGAUGGGCCACUGCCGUAUCACAAGCGCCACUACAUCGCUAUCAUGGCAGCUGCCAGGCAUCACUGUUCCUACCUGGUUGGCUUCCACAUGGGGGAGUUUCUCCAGGUAGGAGGGGACCCAGCCUGGCUGCGAGGUUUGCAGUAUGCCCCGCAGAAACUCAGGAACCUGAAUGAAAUCAACAAGAUCCUGGCUCACCGGCCUUGGUUGAUCACCAAGGAGCACAUUGAGGCCCUGCUAAAAACUGGGGAAAACAGCUGGUCUCUAGCCGAACUCAUCCAGGCUUUGGUCCUGCUGACACACUACCACUCGCUCGCCUCCUUCGUGUUCGGCUGCGGCAUCAACCCGGAGCUUGACCAGGAAGCUGGGCAUGUCUUCCGACCACCUUCGCCACGCAGCUGCGACAGCAGCCCUAGCUCGGAAGAUGGGACAAACAGUUCCAGUAGCAAUGAUGCCAUGGAGGAUGUGGAGAUGCUGAUGGAGAGGAUGAAACUGCUGCAGGAGUGCCAGCUGGAGGAGGAAGGUGUCACCCAGGAAGAGAUGGCGACUCAUUUUGAGAUGGAAAAGAGAGAGAGCCUACUUGUGACUCCCUCAGCAGACAUUGCUGAACACUCCCUGCCGCCCAAAGUCCUGUGCUUUGUGGAGGAUCCAGAGUUUGGCUACAAGGAUUUUACCAGGAGAGGAGAGCAGACACCUCCCACUUUCCGAGCCCAGGACUAUACGUGGGAAGAUCAUGGUUACUCGCUUAUCAACCGGUUGUAUCCUGAUGUGGGACAACUCUUGGAUGAGAAAUUCCAAGUGGUGUACAAUCUGACCUACAACACCAUAGCUAUGCACAGUGGGGUGGACACAUCCAUGCUUCGGAGGGCUAUCUGGAAUUACGUCCACUGUGUCUUUGGCAUUAGGUAG